AUGGGUGGAGGCGAUCUCAACAUGAAAAAGUCGUGGCACCCUCUCCUGCAAGUCAAUCAGGAAAGGGUGUGGAAGCGGGAGAAGGAAGCUCUAGAAGAACGCAAGAAGCUUGAGGAGCUGCGUCGCGAGCGGGAGCAAGAGCGAGAGAUGCAAGAGCUGCAACGCUUGCAAGAGGAGGCUGGAGGCAAGAAGCGUAUUGAUAGAGUUGACUGGAUGUAUGCUACUCCUGCCACCACUGGCUCCAACUCGGCUGCCGAAAUGGAGGAAUACCUGCUGGGAAAGAAGCGGAUCGACAAGCUUUUGCGAGGAAACGAAGCCGAGAAGGUGUCGAAGAACAAUCAGCAGAACCUGAUCUCGCUGCAGAACGCAAACUCGGCUCGCGACCUUGCGGCCAAAGUGCGAGAAGAUCCGAUGCUUGCGAUCAAGCAGCAGGAGCAAGCAGCAUACGAGGCACUACUACGGGAUCCUGCACGACUACGACAGCUCAAGCUGCAGGCAGGUAUUGAUGUGAAUAAGGGAAGCAAGGAAGAAAAAAGACGCCGAAAGGAGGAGAAGCGCCGCAGACACGAUGAUGAUGAUGGGCACAAGCGCAGACGAUACGGUGAUGAUGACCGUGACAGCGACCGUCGACACAGGUCACGUCACAGCGACUCACGCGGCGACAGUCACUCACAUCGUCAUGGAGAGGACAGAGACGGCAAGUCAAGAGAUCGAGACCGCAGUCCUCGUCGGGAUGGCGAAUCCUCGUCUCACCGUCGUCACCACGACGAACACCGAUCCUCCAGGAGGCAUCACGAUAGCGAGCGGUGUCGCCGAGAACGAGCUCGUCCGCCAUCCUCUCACAAUGACAACGAAAAGCACCGCUCCUCUCGACACAGCAAUGGCGAAUACUCCGACAGGCGCUCACGAAGCCACAGCCGGAGUGUCUCUCCUGUCACAGACCGUCGUCGUCAGGAUGACCUUCCGCCGCGCUUUGGAGAUUCAUACCGCCCACAGCCACGCAGUCGCGACCCCCGGUUCAGAAACGGAAGCUCCUCCGCUUCCACACGGAGCCGCGAAGAGGAGGACAAGCGGAAAGAGGAGAUCCGACAACAGAAGCUUCGAGAGAUGGAACAGAAUGCCAAGUCCAUGGAGGAGCAACGCAUUUCCUUCGUCUCCAAGAUCAAUGCUGAAGAAGCAGAGCAGGACCGCAAAGAGGCUGAGCUGCGACAAAAGCUCAUUGAUGCAAAGGCAAAGGGCCACAACGAUGGCAAGGGAGGCUUCUUGUUGGAUCAGCAGAGGAAGACGUUUGGUGAUAGUGUCGACUUGGCUGAGCGGAUGAGGAGGGACAGGGGACGGUUGCAACGUAUGGACUGA
This is a messenger RNA of Ustilago hordei, 1356 nucleotides long. RefSeq lists its product as uncharacterized. Gene Ontology annotation, cellular component: U2-type spliceosomal complex. NCBI's taxonomy places the organism in Eukaryota, Fungi, Basidiomycota, Ustilaginomycetes, Ustilaginales, Ustilaginaceae. The coding region runs from base 1 to 1356 and encodes 451 amino acids. The transcript has a single exon. The record is from RefSeq and is a predicted model, not a curated record. Gene Ontology annotation, biological process: mRNA splicing, via spliceosome.